GAGGCUCACGGGGUGAAGCGCAUCUCUCAGAUGUGGAAGGAAAUCGGAAUGCUUGUCUCGAGACCCCUAGAUGGGAGAAAGGAGAAAUGGAAAGAUUUAGCUCUUUGAUACAGGGUAUGGUGACUCAGCUGGACAGACAACAUGGGUGCAUUUGGACUUCUGAAGACUGCACAGACCAUUGCUAUCCUCCUCCUAAUCUGCAGGCCCUGCUAAAGUUCGUGCUGGUGCCUUAUAUCGACAACAUAUCAGUCCAAGCACUCUUCAUGUACUUCUGGAUUUGGCGAACUUCCUGCAGUGCAAGGACGACCUCCUUAAAUCUUUCUGCCACGCUUUCACUAUUCCUUCCAGCUUUUCCCAACAAAUCAUGGCUUGAUCAUGGACACAUCAAGACCUCCAUGGAGUUAUUGCUGAGCCCCAGGGCUGCUGCUCCCUGUCUCUCCUGGCAGCAUCGUUGCAUCAUCCACUGUCUGUUAACAAGGAAGCAGCCUCAGUUGGCGUUAAGGUACCUCCACUGGACCAGACCCGCAAUAGAGAGCACUGAGGAUGCUAAGCUCUGUGCAGAUGUGCUACUUCUAAACAGUUGUGUCUCUGAAGCCUGGGCUCUGCUAAAGAGAGGCCACACAGAAAGUGACAACGUGGUCAUGUACCUCCUCCAGGCUUAUGAUAGACUUGGUCUAUGUGCAGAGACUUUAACGUGCAGCCCUGCAGAAUGCAAUGGUGACGGGGGCACAGGGUCACAGCUGCCACUGAUGAACAAAGAAAGGCUACCCUGCCCGCUGUCUGCCAAACUGCAUCAGGCCCAGAGAGUCAACACAGUGUCCCCAGAGGAUCUGGUCCAACUAGUUAGAAAGGCUGUGAUGGAAGUAAGAAAGCCACAUCCCAAGAUAAGUGAGGUUGUGUGGCCGGAACACACAGAGAGAAAAUCGAACAGCAGAGAGAUGUUUCUGUCAAUGCAGGUUCUCCGUCACCUCACGCCCAGCCCCUCCCCAAUGGACAUGGUAGAAGAAACGAAGCAAACAGCACAUACAUAUGAACCAGAAGAGGAACACCUCAACCUGAGUCACCAGAGCACAUUUCUUCUUCUGAGGAUCUGAGCUCUGAGUCUGUCGCUUGCUUCACCUCUUCCUUGCCUCUGUUGAGACGGGACCGUCCUUAUGUGUACAAAAGUAUACCUUGACUCUGCAGAGGAUCUCCUCUUUCCUCAAUGAUGAAGAGAACCAAAGCAGGGAAGA
This is a messenger RNA of Sander lucioperca (pikeperch), 1232 nucleotides long. RefSeq names its product protein ELYS-like. Lineage: Eukaryota; Metazoa; Chordata; Actinopteri; Perciformes; Percidae. The coding region runs from base 87 to 1094 and encodes 335 amino acids. The transcript has 9 exons. The record is from RefSeq and is a predicted model, not a curated record.